This is a messenger RNA of Marchantia polymorpha subsp. ruderalis, 1497 nucleotides long. The record is from the annotation of a GenBank genome assembly. Lineage: Eukaryota; Viridiplantae; Streptophyta; Marchantiopsida; Marchantiales; Marchantiaceae.
AUUUGUGUAUAUUACUCUAGAAUGUGACGACUGAGAAUUGGUCAAUUUGAUCCGCCAUAGCUCUCCAAAGAAAUGCGUUCGUGCCUGCCAGCCGUUAUUACGUUUCAAAUCGUAGACAACAGUGCCAUUGAUACGACCAUGUCAGAAUCCUGACGGAACAAGGCCGCGAGCGAGAAUAUAGAAUUGAAUAUCCGACUCUUGACUGCAACAGAGCACAGAUUUGGAUAGUGCAGUCCCGAGUAUAGAAGUCUCACAAACGACACGGUCAGAUUCCGUGACUUGUGUGUCUAUUGUUGUGAUGCCGCAUUGUAGCCUCGCCUGUUUCUAUAAGUAGUGAAUUCUUGUCCUGCAGUUCACAACGCAGACAACGAGCUCGCCCACCUACUUACCUCUGGAGGCCGGCGGAGAUAGAGAAGUCUGUUGUGCUUUCCUAAUCAGCGAGCGAGUCACUCUCUCCCCACAUCAACACUAGGCGCCCGGCAAGAUGGUGACUAAGGUGUACAUUGUAUACUAUUCCAUGUAUGGCCAUGUGGAAAAACUUGCCGAGGAGAUUAAGAAGGGUGCCAAUUCCGUUGAAGGAGUCGAAGCAACUAUGUUUCAGGUGCCCGAGACAUUGAACGAGGAAGUUCUAGGCAAGACGGGUGCUCCACCAAAGUCUGACGUUCCGAUCAUCGAGUCUGCUCAAUUGGCUGAUGCGGACGGCCUGAUCUUUGGAUUCCCCACCCGCUAUGGGAUGAUGGCAGCUCAGUUCAAGGCAUUCCUUGAUUCCACAGGUGGCUUGUGGCGAACCCAGGCUCUCGCUGGCAAGCCAGCAGGCAUUUUCUACUCUACUGGAUCUCAAGGGGGCGGUCAAGAAACCACAGCGUUGACCGCAAUCACUCAGUUAACUCAUCAUGGUAUGAUUUUUGUGCCUAUUGGUUACACCUUUGGUGCCGGCAUGUUCGAACUGGAAGCCGUGAAGGGUGGAUCCCCAUAUGGCGCUGGAACUUUCGCCGGAGAUGGAACUAGACAACCAUCAAAGCUUGAAAUGGAGCAAGCUUUUCACCAGGGCAAGUACAUCGCUGGCAUCACCAAGAAGCUGAAGUCAGGGAGUAUCUAAGUGAUCUGUCGUUGCUCUUUUUCAGUGGGCAUCAUGCAGUGAGUGGUAGAUAUUGCAGGAUGGUCAAGUCUCGGGGUUUACUUUAGACUAAAUAGCUUCGGAAAGAUUCACCAACGACUUCAAACACCGCAGAUUUUGACCACUCAGACAUGUCACUCCCUGGAAGCCGACAAAGGUCUCUUCGACAUGCGCUUUUACAUACUGUCAGUAUUAUUUGAUCAGCCGGUGAAUUCUUGUUAACGUGCCAUCAAUUUGAUAGAACAAAGUUCUUUCCUUGGUUAAAUAUAUGUGCUUCUGCAUCAGAGAAACUCGUCCAAGAAUAGACCUAUAUUGUGAAAUUUGUCCAUAAAUUGCCGUUAAAUACGAAUUGGGCUCGAAACAAGAGAACCUUGAAAGUG